AUGUCCAAAUAUAUCGAACGCAUCAGGAACCUAAUCCCGGGUCUGCGCCGUCCGGACAGCAAUGGCCCACCUCAAGGAGACGUUACUGUGGAUAUGGGGGAGGCUGAUUGUGGGAAGGAGAAGGACAUGAGAAAAAUGUCAUUCUUCAAUCCACUCGAUCCCGUGCCAAAAUAUGACUUUUAUGCCAAAGACACUUGGGCAGGACGUAUUAAAAAAACCAGACCAUCACUGGAUGUUCUACGCAAACCACCUGAUGAUCUUCCUCCACCACCAGAGGAAGAUGGACGGCCCAAAGUCAAGCUUGUUCGCUUUGGAUGGGUUCUGGGAGUCAUGAUUCGCGCUAUGUUAAACAUCUGGGGAGUCAUUAUGUACCUGCGGCUGCCGUGGAUCACGUCUCAAGCCGGACUCAUUCUGACAUACGUGAUUAUCUUCAUGUCUAUCGUCGUCACAACAAUCACGGCAACGUCGGUGUCCGCAAUCUCCACCAACGGGAAGAUCUACUCUGGUGGCACGUACUUCAUGAUCUCUCGGAGUCUGGGUCCGGAGCUCGGAGCGCCCAUCGGUUUGCUCUUUGCGUUCGCCAACGCUAUCGCCUGUGCGCUCCACACAGUGGGGUUUGCCGAGACCGUCCGAGAUCUUCUCAAAGACUAUGAUUCUCAGAUGGUGGACGAUGUCAAUGAUGUGAGGAUCGUUGGGGCAAUUACUGUCGUCAUUCUCCUCUGCAUCACAUUCGCUGGCAUGGCUUGGGAGGCGAAGGCUCAGAUCCUGUUCUUCAUCGCCAUCAUGCUGUCCUUAAUUAAUUAUUUCGUGGGGACCGUCAUUCCCACCAACAGAGAAAAGGAUUCUGUGGGAUUUUUCGUCUACCGUGGUGACAUUUUCGUGGAGAAUCUGCUGCCUUCCUACCGAGGCCCAAAUGGAUAUUUCUUCAGGUUGUUCGCCAUCUUCUUCCCGGCUGCCACCGGAAUUCUGUCUGGAGUCAACAUCUGUGGAGAUCUCAAGGAUCCAACGGGUGGGAUUCCUAAAGGGACCCUGCUGGCCAUACUCUGGACCACCUUGAGUUAUUUAUUGAUCUCAGUCACGUGUGCUGCAACUGUUGUAAGAGACGCUUCUGGGAAUGUGAACGAUAGUUUAGCCCUGACAAAUUUCACAACCCACUGCACCGGCCUGGGCUGUAAAUUAGGCUGGAAUUUUGACCGGUGUGAACAGAACCGCACAUGUAGCCAUGGACUGGCAAACAACCUCCGGAUUCUUACCACUGUUUCAGGAUGGGGCAUUUUGAUCACCAUUGGGGUCUUUGCUGCCACCUUGUCAUCAGCGCUGGGUUUCCUGGUGUCUGCUCCCAAAAUUUUCCAGUGUUUGUGUAAGGAUAACAUCUACCCCUUCAUCGGCUUCUUUGGAAAAGGUUACGGGAAAAACAACGAGCCUCUGCGAGGCUACUCUCUCAUGUUUUUCAUCGCUUUGGCUUUCAUCCUCAUCGGUGACCUGAACACAAUCGCUCCUCUGAUCUCCAACUUCUUCCUCUGCUCUUACGGCCUCAUCAACUUCAGCACCUUCCAUGCGUCGGUCAAUCAAUCACCUGGUUGGAGGCCAGAGUAUCAUUACUAUUCUCCAUGGACGUCUCUGUUUGGGUCUUUCUUGUCAUUCAUCCUCAUGUUUCUGUUCACAUGGUGGGCCGCUCUCGUCACUUUCUUUAUCGUCCUCUUCCUCCUUGGCUACGUUACUUAUACAAAACCUAAGGUGAACUGGGGCACGUCUUAUCAGGCAGGUUUCUACAACAUGGCUUUGUCCUUCUCGAUGUCUUUGUCUGGUGUUGAAGACCACGUCAAAAACUACAGGCCUCAGUGUCUCGUUCUGACCGGUCCUCCUAACGUCCGUCCUGCUCUGGUGGACUUUGUGGGCACUUUCACCAAAAACAUCAGCCUGAUGAUCUGUGGGAACAUUAUCCUGGAGGAUGAGAAGUCCAGUUUCCCGCAGCACAGCUCCGAUAUGCUGGUGGACUGGCUCAAUCAGAGGAAAGUUCGUUCUUUCUACACGUCCUUCACCGCUGACAGUCUGAAAGAGGGCACACAUAAUCUCAUGCAGACUUCAGGUCUCGGUAAACUGAAGCCCAACACUCUGGUUUUGGGAUACAAGAUGAACUGGCAGGAAUGUAAACUGGAGAGCUUACAGGACUACGUCAACACCAUCAGCGAUGCAUUCGACUCCAGCUACGGCAUCGCGAUCCUGAGAAUGAUGGACGGAUUGGACGUAACAGAUAAUGUGCACAGUGCAGGUGGAUCAUCUGCAAUUGACAAUCCGGCAUUCGACGGAGAGGAAGUCCAAUACGAAAAGGAUGAGACCGACCGGAAUUCAGAUAUUUCUGACGAUGGCUCGAAUGAGCAGGUCAGAUCGGUGUUUCAGACGAAACAGGGCAGGAAGAGCAUCGACAUCUACUGGAUCUCUGAUGAUGGAGGUCUGACUCUUUUAGUGCCAUAUUUGUUGACCAGAAGAAACCGCUGGAAAAAGUGCAAACUUAGAGUGUUUAUCUUAGGAGACCAGGAGACCAUAAAGGAAGACCGUAAAGACAUGAAGAUGCUGUUAAAGAGAUUCCGGCUGGAGAUCGAGGACCUUGUCAUAAUAACAGACGUGGAUAAAACUCCUCUAGCGAAAAAUUUGCAGCGGUACGAGGAAACCAUCGCCCCCUUCAGGCUGAGUGAAGAACAGGCUGGAGGAGACGUACAGGAGCUCAAGAGACUGAGUCCAUGGAAAAUAUCCAACAAAGACCUGGAGGCCAUACAACCAAAGCUGGAGAGGACAGUGAGACUAAAUGAGAUAAUCAAGAAGAACUCGAUUCACGCUGCUCUGGUUGUAAUUUCUCUUCCAGUCCCUGAUGUCUCCUGUCCUAGUUCUCUCUAUAUGUCCUGGAUGGAUGCUCUGAGCUACGGCAUCCACUGUCCCGUCCUGCUCAUACGAGGAAACCAGGAGAACGUCAUGACCUUCUACUGUCAGUAA
Sinocyclocheilus rhinocerous is the source of this 2991-nucleotide messenger RNA. Its product is annotated as solute carrier family 12 member 3-like. Gene Ontology annotation, biological process: chloride ion homeostasis; potassium ion homeostasis; cell volume homeostasis. Lineage: Eukaryota; Metazoa; Chordata; Actinopteri; Cypriniformes; Cyprinidae. Gene Ontology annotation, molecular function: sodium:potassium:chloride symporter activity. The transcript has 26 exons. The record is from RefSeq and is a predicted model, not a curated record. Gene Ontology annotation, cellular component: apical plasma membrane. The coding region runs from base 1 to 2991 and encodes 996 amino acids.